AUGGAGCGUUGGCUCAAGAUCGACGAGCUGGCAGAGACUGGCCCGGGAGCGUCGGUUGAGAGGGAGAAACAGACCGCUGCCAGGGAGGCUGUGUGGCAGGAGAGGGAGGAGAGAGCCAGACACUACUAUGACAAACACCUGGAGGAGAGGAAGAGGAAGAUGGUUGAACAGAGGAGGAAGGAGGACAGGAGACGAUCUGCUGUGGAGGAGAAGAGAAGACAUAACCUGGAGGAAGAGAAGGCCCGUCAUGAGGCGGUGAUGCGUCGGACGGUGGAGAGAAGUCAGAGAGCCAAACACACACCCAACCGCUGGUCCUGGGGCGGAGCACUGCCUGGAAACACACCCACCACACCCGGGGGUUUUGUCGAGUCGUCGUUCCUCUAUCCCCUCGACCUAGCAGGGCUGGAGCACCAUCUCCAAGGUGCAUUCAGUGUCUACCGCAGAUACGGCCUGAGCCACCAAUAUGCUGACAGACGGUCUGUGUCGACCAUGAACCUUUCUAAACAUGCAGCUGAUCCAGUUAUAACCAAGAGACUGUCCUACUCCUCUGCCACACUCUUACAUUCUCCAGACCGAGUGUUACAGAAAAGGACCUCCUCUUCACCCUUACUUAACAAAUCACAGUCCAAACUCCGCCUACCAGGGGGAAAGACCGCCCACUACAAACCCCAAGGCAUGCGUUGUAUGCCGCUGACCCCGUGGGAGAACACAGUGGUCAAUCGUCUCUCCCCCACCACCUCCUCCCCUCACCACCUCUCUCCCCUCACCAUGAGCCUGUCUGGAGACACAGGAGCCAUGCCUGUAUGUCCUCGCUCAGUGUCCUGCCACCCUAUGGGAUCUAUGUCCUUCAAGUCCAUCCAGUCCCAGCCUCUGAGUGUCUGCCGCAGCCAAGAGCCACGCCUCCCCAGGGACAUGACCAACCGCAGGAGGACCACCGGCAACGCACCGGAUAAACAUAAGGACUUUGUCAGGAAGUCUUGGAGCAACCUCUCCCUGCCUCUGGCCACACCUCCUCUGACCACGCCUACUGACAAGAGGUUCCGGUCACCAGGGAAACAGCAGAGUAGAGUGACACCGCCCUCACCUGGCAGACCCCCCCAGAAGCUGUCCCUUCCUCCCUCCAGACCCCCCCAGAAGCUGUCCCCUCGCCCCUCCACCCCCAAGCAGCUACGGUCUCCCAGUGGAGAGGACUUGGGGAACCUCAGGCCCAGUAGGACAGUGCCAGAGAGCCUGUCUCUAAUUGGACUACAGGCAGGAGGACCUGAGGGAGACCAGGGGGCUGUGACCCCCUCCCAGCCCCGCCCCCAGAGCCUGGGCCAACCCAAAGCCUGCCCCAGCACAGACACGAAGGACACACUGUCAGCAGUCAGCGAGAGUGUGGGCAGUUCCCCAGCCCAUAAGUCAACUGCAGGCACCACAGACCCAGAGGAGGCCACACGGGUCCUGGCAGAGAAACGCAGACAAGCCCGGGAACAGAGGGAGAGAGGGGAGGAGAGGAGAGGGAUACAGGAGGAGGCAGAGAGGUGUGGUAAGGCUGAGGAGAGACAGAGGAGAGAGGAGGAGGAGGAGAGAAGGAGGGAGGAGGAGGAGGAGAGAGCCCAGCAGGAGAGAGAGGAGGCAGAGCGACAGCAGAAACAGAGAGAGGAGGAGGAAUGUCGUCAGAGGGAGGAUGCAGACAGACUGAGGAAGGAGAGAGAGAAACAUUUUCAGAAAGAGGAGGCUGAAAGGUUGGAGAGGAAGAAGCGGCUGGAGGAGAUCAUGAAGAGGACGCGUCGCUCAGAUCAAGUGGAGAAGAAAGCCACUCUUCAAAAGAACAUAGACGAAUCAGCGUCAAACUGUGAUUCUCCGGACCCCUCAGUGAGCCUGUCAGGGGCCGAGCACAGGGACCGCAACGGAGCCUCCAACCCUAACACUGACCCCAGCCUCAACACUGACCCCAGCACAGCGCUGGUGCCACCUGCUGACGAGAGGGAGAACGGGUUGUUUGAGGAGGUGAUUGUUCUCCCUGCUGACUCCAGACUUCCUCCUGGUGAGGAGCAGCAUGUACCUUUCACUGCGUUCCAGGAGAACGGGAUCGUAAAGCCGCUGCGUGAAGGAGCAGAUGACCCUCCAACACAACACACAGCAGAUGUCUGAUGGCUGGAAAACAGGAGAUGGUGAGAGAUGAAGGAGAGGUGGAGCCAUGGACAGGACCUCCUGGUGUCCAGGUUUCUCCCCAUGUUACCAGAAAAUCCUUCCAACGCUGCCCCCCUUCUCAAGACUUCUCAUAGCAUCUUCUGGCCUGGAGAGAAUCUGUUCCCAACUCAACGCUGCCCCCCUUCUCAAGACUUCUCACAGCAUCUUCUGGCCUGGAGAGAAUCUGUUCCCAACUCAACCUAGAGGUUUCUACAGGGGUGGAAGGGGAUAAUAAACCUAGAGGUUUCUACGGGGGUGGAAGGUGAGGAGGUAAACCUAGAGGUUUCUACAGGGGUGGAAGGUGAGGAGGUAAACCUAGAGGUUUCUACGGGGGUGGAAUGUGAGGAGGUUAACCUAGAGGUUUCUACAGGGGUGGAAGGUGAGGAGGUAAACCUAGAGGUUUCUACAGGGGUGGAAGAUGAGGAGGUAAAGAAUAGUGUACACUACUGAUUCAUGUUUUAGUUUGAUACUUAUCACUGUAAAGAAUAGUGUACACUACUGAUUCGUGUUUUAGUUUGAUACUUAUCACUGUAAAGAAUAGUGUACACUACUGAUUCAUGUUUUAGUUUGAUUCUUAUCACUGUAAAGAAUAGUGUACACUACUGAUUCGUGUUUUAGUUUGAUACUUAUCACUGUAAAGAAUAGUGUACACUACUGAUUCGUGUUUUAGUUUGAUACUUAUCACUGUAAAGAAUAGUGUACACUACUGAUUCGUGUUUUAGUUUGAUUCUUAUCACUGUAAAGAAUAGUGUACACUACUGAUUCGUGUUUUAGUUUGAUACUUAUCACUGUAAAGAUGAAAUGGGAUUUUUCUCACUCUUGCGUUUCUUCUGUAGAGCUGAAAAACAUUUCCUUUCUGGUUUUGCUAUUUUUUCUAUGACGAUCAGAUUGAGUGAUUGAUUGACCUCCCAACCCAAAGAUCCCGCCAAAUUCACAUCGUGUCAGUGAUUUGAUUGGCUCCUCUCUCAAAGCUGCAUGUUGUUGACGUCCCCUUCAGCCAGUCAGCAGGAACGGGGGGUUCCCCCCUGUAACAGACAUCUCCUCCUCCUCUAGAUGACUCUGUAGUGAAGGAAGGGGGUUCCCCUGUAACAGACAUCUCCUCCUCCUCUAGAUGACUCUGUAGUGAAGGAAAGGGGGGGUUCCCCCCUGUAACAGACAUCUCCUCCUCUAGAUGACUCUGUAGUGAAGGAAGGGGGGGUUCCCCCCUAUAACAGACAUCUCCUCCUCCUCUAGAUGACUCUGUAGUGAAGGAAGGGGGGGUUCCCCCCUAUAACAGACAUCUCCUCCUCCUCUAGAUGACUCUGUAGUGAAGGAAGGGGGGGUUCCCCCCUAUAACAGACAUCUCCUCCUCCUCUAGAUGACUCUGUAGUGAAGGAAGGGGGUUCCCCUAUAACAGACAUCUCCUCCUCCUCUAGAUGACUCUGUAGUGAAGGAAGGGGGGGUUCCCCCCUAUAACAGACAUCUCCUCCUCUAGAUGACUCUGUAGUGAAGGAAGGGGGGGUUCCCCCCUAUAACAGACAUCUCCUCCUC
Messenger RNA from Oncorhynchus nerka (sockeye salmon), 3705 nucleotides. It is a transcript of the gene map7b, whose product is annotated as microtubule-associated protein 7b. Lineage: Eukaryota; Metazoa; Chordata; Actinopteri; Salmoniformes; Salmonidae. The transcript has 19 exons. Gene Ontology annotation, cellular component: microtubule cytoskeleton. The record is from RefSeq and is a predicted model, not a curated record. Bases 1 to 2136 code for a protein of 711 amino acids. Gene Ontology annotation, biological process: microtubule cytoskeleton organization.